AUGUCCGAUCCCGAGACCAUUGUCAUUAUAGGGGCCGGCGUGAUAGGUCUUUCGACCGCAUUAUGUAUCCAACAAUCACUGAGUCCCGUACAGUCUGUGCUCUUAGUGGCCAGGGACUUCCCAUCAGAUACAUCCGUUAACUAUGCCUCCCCAUGGGCCGGAGCGCAUUAUCGGCCCGUCCCGGGGUCCUCGCCACAGGCGCUCCGUGAAGCAGGUCAGGCACAGCGAACUUACGAGUUCAUGAAGCGAGUCGCCGCUGAUGAACCAGGUGCGGGCGUCAAAUUCAUUGAAGGCGUUGAGCACCUCGAAGCUCCGCCGAAUGAGUACUUGGAUGCGCAAAGCGUGCUGAAUGUUUAUGAGCACCUCGAUGGGUUCCGUCAUCUGACGAGUGACGAGAUGCCCAAAAGCGUGAAAUGGGGUGUUCAGUAUACAUCUUAUGUUAUCAAUUCUCCGGUUUAUUGUGCACAUAUGCUACGCAAGUUUGUCCUGAAAGGUGGGGACACGAGGCAAUAUAAUCUUGCGAAUAUAAAGGAAGCAUUCUCUUUGGCUUCGAAUGUGAGUGCUGUGGUAAAUUGUUCUGGGGUUGGCUUCGAGGAUCCGAAAUCAUUCAUUAUCAGAGGUCAAACCUGUCUUGUUCGCAAUCCUGUGUCAGCGACUAUCACCCGCCAAAAUGAAGAUGGGUCCUGGUCAUUUUGCAUCCCACGUCCAUUGGACGGUGGGACAAUCAUUGGUGGGACGAAGGAGCCUCAUAACUGGGACCCCAAUCCGUCCAUGGAGACCCGAGCAAGACUUCUUGACAACGCAAAAAAGUGGUUCCCUUUCCAACCGGAAAGUGGUGGCCAGUUUGACGUGGUUCGUGAUAUAGUCGGACGGCGACCUGCUCGAGAAGGCGGGAUGCGAAUUGAAGUCGAGGAGCUCGGGGAAGGCAAACGAAUCGUUCAUGCAUAUGGUGCUGGUGGACGUGGCUUUGAGCUCUCGCGAGGUGUCGCCGAGGAUACUGUAGCAUUGAUGCUGGAGAAGGGGAUUUUGCGAGAGAAGGCAACUUUGUAG
Penicillium pulvis is the source of this 1050-nucleotide messenger RNA. Its product is annotated as FAD-dependent oxidoreductase. NCBI's taxonomy places the organism in Eukaryota, Fungi, Ascomycota, Eurotiomycetes, Eurotiales, Aspergillaceae. Gene Ontology annotation, molecular function: D-amino-acid oxidase activity; FAD binding. The transcript is spliced from 3 exons. The coding region runs from base 1 to 1050 and encodes 349 amino acids. The record is from RefSeq and is a predicted model, not a curated record.